Phalacrocorax carbo (great cormorant) is the source of this 894-nucleotide messenger RNA. NCBI's taxonomy places the organism in Eukaryota, Metazoa, Chordata, Aves, Suliformes, Phalacrocoracidae. The record is from RefSeq and is a predicted model, not a curated record.
CGGCGCGGGGCAUGCCGGGAGCGGCGGUGGGGUCCCCUACAGCCUCCCCCGCCCCCUGAAUCUCCCGCUUGUGCGGCGGGAGCGGCACAGGUGCCCCUUCGCGCCGGGCCCGGGGCAUGACGCUCCCGGGAGGCCGCGGCACCGGCGGGGUGCCGGGGCCUUGAGGGGCGCCGCCUACCCCGCGCCUCUGAGGCGCGUAGCCUGAGGCGGCGGGACCUCGCGGAGCAUCGCGCAGCUCCCGCGGGCGGAACGGCGGCGCGCAGGGAGGGCUCUACGGCUUGCGCGGGGCCGCCGCCGUUGCCUGGUAGCGGCGGGCCCGGCCCUCCCCGCCGCUCCGCUGCCCGCCGCCGCCCGGGGAUGAGGGCCGCCGACUGGUGCCUGAGCUCGGCGGGGGCUGCCCUCGUCCUGGCCACCUCCAGCGACGAACAGCACCCCGCCGAGAGCGUAGCGGACGGAAGUUCAGAAACGUUUUGGACGACGACUGGCAUGUUCCCACAGGAAUUCAUCAUCGGUUUUCCUAAAUGUGUAAAAAUCAGCAAAGUCGCAAUCCAGUGCUAUUUGGUGCGGACCUUAAGGAUUGAAAGAAGCGUAUCUAAAGACCCAGUAGGUUUUGAGCUGUGCAUUGAAAAAGAUUUGCAACACACAGAAGGACAGCUUCAAAUGGAAGAAUUUCCACUUCCUGAUUUCCAAGCCACUUACUUGCGUUUCAUCAUCAAAUCUGCCUUUGAUCAUUUUGUAUCAGUGCACCGGGUGAUGGCAGAGGGCACAGCAGAAAACACUUAAGUCCAGCUUAAAUUUGUACCUCAGUGUUUUUAUAAAGAAGUUAUAUUUUGAUAUCUGUAUCACAGAGAAUAUUUAUUAUUAAAACCUUGUAUUAAAGAGUUUUUGAAGGUA